AGUUUGUCAGUGUCAUAUUGUCCUUUUUUUAUACUAAUUCAUUCCCUGCCGCUCCUAAUAAUACAAUGGCUGUUUCGAUGCGAAUUCUUUCCAAAUUAAGAGAUGGGGUUGUACUUGGCGGCGUCAGAUUUAGCUCCUGUUCAACAUCAUCUUCAACAUACACUCAGACCAGGAAAAAUUUGGUGCUUACAAGUGAAACAAAAGUUAUUGUACAGGGAUUUACUGGAAAACAAGGAACCUUUCACAGCCAACAAGCCCUCGAUUAUGGCACGAAAAUUGUUGGUGGAGUGUCACCCAAAAAAGCGGGAAUCGAACAUCUUGGGAAGCCAGUAUUUGCAACAGUCAAGGAAGCAAAAGCUGCAACAAAUGCUGAUGCAUCAGUAAUCUAUGUACCACCUGCAGGAGCGGCCAAAGCCAUUAUGGAAGCAAUUGAGGCAGAAAUGGGUCUGAUUGUUUGUAUAACGGAAGGACUUCCACAACACGACAUGGUACGGGUGAAGCAUGCAUUGCUGAGGCAGAACAAAUCGCGACUGAUUGGCCCUAAUUGCCCUGGCAUCAUCGCGCCAGGACAGUGCAAGAUCGGCAUUAUGCCAGCUGCUGUGCAUAAAAAGGGUUCCAUAGGUGUUGUCUCACGUUCCGGUACACUUACCUAUGAAGCUGUCAACCAGACUACAAUGACUGGUUUGGGUCAAAUGCUCUGCGUUGGGAUUGGCGGUGAUCCAUUCAACGGCACUGAUUUUAUUGACUGCCUGGAGGUGUUUCUGGGCGCUCCCGAAUGCAAGGGUAUCGUCCUUAUAGGUGAAAUUGGUGGUCAAGCGGAAGAAAUGGCUGCUGAUUAUCUUAUCCAGUUUAACACUGGCCAGAAGGCAAAGCCUGUAGUGUCCUUCAUCGCAGGUCUAACUGCACCGCCUGGUCGGCGCAUGGGCCACGCCGGCGCCAUCAUCUCCGGCGGUAAAGGCGGCGCUAUGGAUAAAAUCAAAGCGCUAGAGAAGGCCAACGUUAUCGUCACGCGUUCGCCAGCCAAAAUGGGAGAAGAACUUUUUAAAGAGAUGAAACGACUAGAAAUUGUUUAAGUAACACAUUUUUAUGAAAUCAAACACUUAUAUAAUUUAUAUAAUUACUUUGUAUAGCCAUUUGGUAAUUAUAUAGGUAUUAUUUAUUGAUCAUGGUUGUUUCAGUCAAUGUAACUGUAGUUAAACACAAAACAGCGCCGACUUUGCAGAAUUUGUUUCUAUAACAGGUAGAUUUUUGCUCUUCAUCUAUCCAUGUAUUUCUUUCCCUAAAUGGGGUUUUUAGAAAUGUUUAAAUCUCUUGAUGUGAAACUUGCACGAAAAUAUUAGAAGAGCACUUUACUCCAAUAGUAGUAUUAAGUAUACCUAAUUAAAAUUAUAAAUAUUAAGUGUUAUACUCGUAAAUGAUAAAUUUUUCGAUUCUUUAAGGUAAUGAAAUCGAUUGUUCUAUGGUUAUGAUG
This is a messenger RNA of Hyposmocoma kahamanoa, 1471 nucleotides long. It is a transcript of the gene Scsalpha1, whose product is annotated as succinate--CoA ligase [ADP/GDP-forming] subunit alpha, mitochondrial. The coding region runs from base 66 to 1073 and encodes 335 amino acids. The transcript is spliced from 5 exons. The record is from RefSeq and is a predicted model, not a curated record. Gene Ontology annotation, molecular function: succinate-CoA ligase (ADP-forming) activity; succinate-CoA ligase (GDP-forming) activity. Lineage: Eukaryota; Metazoa; Arthropoda; Insecta; Lepidoptera; Cosmopterigidae. Gene Ontology annotation, biological process: tricarboxylic acid cycle. Gene Ontology annotation, cellular component: succinate-CoA ligase complex (ADP-forming); mitochondrion.